AUGGCUGAAUUCACCGAGGCCAAUCGCCAGCAUUUCGACCAGAAGGCUUUGUCCUAUAAAACAGAAUUCUCUCACCUUCUGAGACUCCUGUGCAAUCAGGUCCUGACCCGUCGACUUUGGAUCAGUGACAAAUGGACCGAUACUCCAGCAGGAAAGGGGCAGGAGGUUAAGAUGCUUGAUUAUGCCUGUGGAGUUGGCAUCCUGUCUAUUACACUGGCCCCCUUUUUGACAAAGGUCAUAGGGUUGGACCUCUCCGACAGCAUGGUCAAUGAAUUCAACAAAGACGCGCGAGAAGCUGCACUAUCGGACCGAUUAAUUGCCUACAAAGGCGAUCUCGUCGCAGCGACUGCUGCUACUGAAUUGUCGGACCCCAAAUUCUUCAAUUUCGAUUUAGUACUCAUCAGCAUGGCGUUCCAUCACUUUGCUGAUCCUGGCCUGGCGCUGAAGCGCCUCGGAGACAGGCUGAAGAGUGGCGGCACUUGUGUUGUCAUAGACUUCGUCCCUGACAAUCACAGAAUCUCAGAAGACGUCUCUCAUACCGUCAAGACGCAUGGCUUUACCUCAGAUGAUAUGAAAAAGCUAUUUGAAGACGCCGGAUUGAGCGCAAAUUUCGACUACCAGGUCGUGGAUGAACCGUUCUCACACACGAGAAACGGGGUGGCUGUUGAAAAGACCAUCUUCAUAGCUAGGGCUCGGCGUGUUUAG
Molecule: messenger RNA, 705 nt
Organism: Monascus purpureus
Lineage: Eukaryota; Fungi; Ascomycota; Eurotiomycetes; Eurotiales; Aspergillaceae
Source: the annotation of a GenBank genome assembly